Molecule: messenger RNA, 7275 nt
Organism: Symbiodinium sp. CCMP2592
Lineage: Eukaryota; Dinophyceae; Suessiales; Symbiodiniaceae
Source: the annotation of a GenBank genome assembly
AUGCAGGCGGAUCCUGCAGCAUUGUAUGCCUUCGCCCGCCUGGCUGUGCAUACAGGUACGCAGUUGCUCCACCCGGCAGCCCUGCUGGAGUUCCGUGCCAGGCUGCGCGAGUUGGUCGAGGCAGGCCAGAGUUAUGAGGCCGCCUUGCUGUGGGGCUCAGUUUUGGAAGUGCAGCACUAUCCACCACCUCCCCGUGGGCUGUUGGAGGGCCUUCCUCCCGGGGUGCCCCCUAUUCGCACCGUGCCGUGCGUCGAGGUUGGCUGUGCCAGGUGCCGGGAAGGCAGGGGUGGCUUUCGCUUCCCGUUUGUUGGUACGUAUGCACGCCGGUCCAUCGUGGUGUCGGCAGCAACCUCUCCGGCUCGAGCCUGGGAGGGUUAUCACCAAGGGGGCGACGAGCGCCUCAGUUUUGCGAAUGUUUUCGAGAUGGGGUCAGGCUUGUGGCCAACCGAUAUGCUGCCGGACCAUGCCAACCGCCUGGUUCAGCGGGUGGGCGAGGAGGCUCAUCCUCGGGGAGCGACCCCGGGUCAGUUGUGGCUGCUUUGGCGUGACUGGCAGCAGGGCGAGCUUACUUGGAGGGAGCCAGCUUAUUACCCGAUUCCAUCAUGGGCCGAAGGACGGAGUGACCGUCGUGCCCGGGCCCAUCGCGCCCUUUGGCUCUUGCUGGGUGCCAUCGAGGCGGGAUUGGCUGUUCUCCCGUUUUCAUCUGCCAUCGUUGCCGAGAGCCAGCAUGCCUUGACUGCUCGCAUUCCUGCCUCUGCGGCUCAUAGGUUGAGGGUCUUCCUUGCUGCUUCUCUGGCCGGGCCAAUGAGCGGCAUCUACGCAGUGCAGGCGAUGGAGGGGCAAGCAGGGGCCGUGGAUGCCCCGCCUGGCACUGCGGCGGAGACGGUGGUUGACCGCGUCGCGGCGAAGAAAGUGCUGGCCUUUCGGGAGAUGCAUGGGCUCCUUGAGGAUGGCGACUUUGCUUACGCCUUCGCUUCCUGGGAGGAGGCCGCCUCGAAUGCCGGCCAUGCCGUGGCGGAUGCUUGGUCUGAGGUUUCCCAAGACCUUCAGGACGAUGCGCUGUUGAGCUUGGUGGACCGUGCAGUAGCAGCUGGGGCUGCGGCAGCCGAGUCGGCCCGGCCGGUCGUCCGGCUUAGCAAGCUUGUCAAGCCAGUGGGCGAGACAGCGCCACGGAAGCGGCGGCAGUCGGCGGCGCAGGUCUCGGGCCCCGAUGCAGGCGAGCUGGCCGACUUUAUGGCUGCCUCUUCCGAGCAUGCCACCGUGACUAGGGCUCUCAAGACCUUGCGGGAGCUGUCGCAGUGGCAGCAGCUUCGUGGUCGUGCUGCGGGGUUGGGCGAUAUCGACUCCAUCGACUUGUUCGCCUUCCUCCGCGAGGGCACGCAAGCACCAGCUCGAGCGUUAUCCGGGCUGCGUUGGUUCACGAAGAUGGCCAAUCUCCCGUGGGAGCUGGGUGGCCUACAGCCGGCGCCGACGCUGGGGCGGGAGGGACCCGCUCAAGCGGCAGUGGCCGAGCCGGGUAUGCUUGAGGAGCUCGAGCACAGAGUGGCCCAGAUGUAUGAUCAGAGCGACCCCAGGUGGACGUGCCUCUUGGCGGACUGGCUGAUCGCCAGCGGGUGCGUGCGGCACAAGCAUUUGGCCAGAUCGUUCCCGGUGUGUGUCACACAAUCUACUGCCCACUUCUUUUGGUGUCGUGGCAAGCAAGCCCACUCACGAGCCGGUUUCAGAUGGGCAGCCCCGUCCCACUUCUCCUGUGGGUUUGCAUGGGCUGAGGCCUGGGUGGAGUUUUACGGUUCCCUCCCAGCGGCUGCGAGGAAGCGGUGUGGCAUCUGCUUUGAUGCUGCUGGGCGUCCGUGGGAGUUGCGCCAGGUCACUCUGCUGACGCAGGAGAUCUUCAGCGGUCUGGAGCCACCGGUUACCACCUACUCGUGGCGGAGAGUGGCCCCCUCGGUCGGAUCGCUCCUCCAGCUCGACGAGCUCAGCUUGCUGGCGCUUGGCGAUUGGGCCGAUCGUGGUAAAAUUCGCGAGACGGGCGCCUCCAUGCCGCUGCACUACAGUGGUACGAAGUACGCCAUGAGUGUGCGGGUCAAACACCUAGUCUGGUCGGCAGCCUCCAGGUGCCUCACCUACGAUACAUGGUCCGAGGUUCCGCCCAGCAUGCUGCAGCGAGAGGAGUCGAGCCUUCAGGCUGAGGUGGCGGAGAAGAUCAGGUUGGAUUCUACCGUCAUCUGGAAAGCCCCAGCUGGGACACCGGGCCCUGAGGCGAAGCUGGCUUUCAAGACAACCGCUCUGAAGCUUCGCCGCCAGAGUCGGGCCACCACAGCGGGAGAGACCCGCCCUCGGCCAGCGGAGCCAGGAAUGCCGCCACAGGUCAAUGGGCGGACUCAUGCUCGCUAUCACACCUUUGUGCUACAGUCCUGCGGAGAGCCCAGCGGAAGUGACCCGCCCUGCUUUGCCUCGCUCACGGCCACCCCCGUUGCCAUUGGAGCCUGGGGCAGGAAGCGCCAGCGCGAGGGCGAUGAGGAGAAGUUCGACCGGCUGGCUCGGGAACCAGGCCGCCCGGUGAACAGGGGCGCGCUGGAGCACCCGACGGAGAUCUGGAAGAGCCAGGGUGGGGGGAAGCUCUUCUUGGGAGCGCUUCCCACAAGAGCCAAUCAGCAUCUGUUUCCGCCCAUUGCGCUCCAGAUUACAGCCAUGGCCAAGUCCCCGGCGGACCGUGGUGGUAUUGUUCUGCCUGGGGCCUUGCAUCGGCAGUGGCAGAUCACCUCCAGCGACCGACGCGAGCCCGACUUCCAAGCGUUGCUCCCCUUGGUGCGGGCUACCCUGCUGGAGGGCCAGAAUGUGCUGACGCAUUGUAUGGCAGGCAGGCACCGAGGAGCCGCAUCGGGCACCACUUUGCGGGCGGUCUUGAGCGGCGAGAGCCUGGACGAAUGCGAGGCUUUCAUUCAGGCCCGGCGCGAGAUCGAGCUCAACCGUGAUUUGGCCACCUGGUACAUUCGAGCUUUCCUGGGAGAGACCCAGUCGGCGGGGAGCCGAGGCCUGAGUGACAGGCGAGUGGGCAUCAUGUCGCAAGCCCUUGUCCCGAGAGACGGGAAUGAUUUCAAAGCUGCCUUGGACACCCAGUCCUUGAACUUUUCUCUGGCGCCGGAGAUUCAAGCUCGGUUGUUGAGUGAUGGGUUGUCUCACUUGGAGGAGCUUCGCUUCUUCUUCGACAACGAGGAGCAUGUGGGCAGGUGGGUCGCCAAGCUUAGCCUGGGUGAUAAAACCAUGCUGGAGACAUCUCGCCUCAGGCGGGCAUGGGCGGCCGUCAGGCUCUACUUCUCUACGUCAGAGCAAGAUCGCUCUAAGGUGGCCCUUACGGACCUCGACACCCUUCUCGAGGACUCCGAGCUUCGUGAUGUGAAGCUCGCGUUUUGGAAGCGCUAUCGGAUGCGUUUCCCCGCCGAGGUCCAUCCGGCGGACUCCCUCCUCUCUCGGGUGUCCCGGGAGAUAAACAAACGCAUGCUUUGCGUGUACGCUAUCUGGAAGGUGCGCUCGCUCUACUUCCAGCUCACAACAGUGCAGCGUAAGAGGAAGCUGGGCGAUAACCUGUAUACUGAGGAGCCCGACACCGAGGAGGCAGUCACGAAGGAUGCUGACACUUACCUUGAUAAGUUGUACACGCUGCUUCUGGCCUACUCGAUGGCAGGUGUGUUCCCACUGCCGGGUGUCGAUAUGAGCAAGGAGGCGGUCUUGAGUGCUUCUUCGGCCGAUUUCGUCGGUGUCCCCCUGGAUGUGGCGAUGGCUUACUUCUUUCGGGCAAAGAGAUGUGCAUCCCAGCUGCCUCCAGCACGCCGGUUGCAGUGGCUGCUGACUAAGGACGUCGAAGAGCGCAGCGAGUGGGUCACGAGGUUCCGAGAAGGCAACUCUUCCCUUGGGCUUAUUAUUAAGCAAGUUAUGGAAGCUCGUGACGCGCACUGGGUGGUUACAGGUGCCGCCUUGUCAGCCGGCUCGGGAGAGACCCAGGUCACGGCAAUCCCGCCUCCGCCGGUGCCACAGAUCUCCCACUUUCGGGAGGGACCCAAAGUGGGCCCGGUCGAUCUCUUGCUAAAUCCAGCGCAGGAUAUUUCUCGGUCGGCAUGUUUGCUCUUUGCAGCUUUGGAUUGCAGCACCAAGUCGGCGAUUCGUGAAAUACGAUUGCGACUGCCGAGUGGUCGCUCCGGCCCGCCCCCCCUUCGCAGCCACGAACACCCGAUGGGAUUGCCAGGUCUCAAGAUCGACGACCAGCGCAGAGUGUCCAAGGAUAACUGCGCUUGCCAGUUCGUGUUGGAAGAGCACUGGAGCGCGGAGGCAGAGAUGUGGGCAUCGGACCAAUGGUGGGACACCCGGUAUGAUGCUUGUUGUUUUAUGGGCGCCAGGCGGAAGCGACAGCGUCUUCGGCACAACAUCUGGGAGUUGACCCAGGGCCCUUCUUUGCUGUGCCAUCAUACGCACCACCCACAGGAGUGGCAGCCUUGGGAGGCACAGGGUAGGGUAUUCUACCCUUCCAAGGAGGAGGCGGAGUACACCGCCCCGCUCGCAUUCCACAUUGCUGUGGCCUGCAGUUGGUGGGCUGGUCGCUUGGGACUAGCUAAGCUGCGAGUGCCUCGGGGUCCCCCGAUUCAGUGUGUCGGCCGGCGUGAGCACUGGCUGGAGAUUGACUCCCGGGCCUUGCGGGAAUGGGCUAUGUCGCCCCUGGCCAUUUCCCUUGGUCUUCGUCCGAUCGACCCGGGCGAGGCGGCCCGGGUCCCCGUGCGAGUGGAGGUCGCCUCGGUACUUCGGGAGGACAAAUCUUUGCCCCCCGACGUGAUCUACGUGGGGCGAGGUCACCAUUCCCACAGGCUGCCCGUGACACAGUGGGCCUCGCCGUUCGUCCCAGGCCACAACUGCGGCGCCCAUGAGUGGCUCCCCCUUUACGUCGAGCACGUUCUGUCCAAUUUGCAGACGAUCUGGUGCAGCUCGAAGGGCGUUUGUGAAGGUGAUCUCCUAGCAGGCCUCGUGUUCGAUGCCGGGCGCCCACAGGGCAUACCUCAUCAGGGUGCAGCGGGCCGGCCCCGCCGAUCUGCCCAGAAGCGAAGUCGCCGUGUCUUGCUGGCGGCGGCUGCCUCAGCCCUUCCCACUCCAGUGGGAGCAGUUAUUCCAUACCUGCAUCAAGAUUCAGUGGUGGCCACAUUUCAAUCCUUCUUUCCUGGGGUGGAGUGGGGUGACUUCCGCUUCCCCAUGGUCGAGGACCUGAUCAAUGCACCCCCGUUUACUGACUACGUGCAAUGGUGCCGCGGGCGGCAAGAGGAGUGGGACGGCCCACUCUUGCCUCAGCUGGUGAGUGCGCAGCAGCGCCAGUGGCAGCGCACUGCUGAGGGCCAGCAGGUUGGGCUAUGGCCCACCGUGCAGCCUUGCCUCCUGCCCUUCCUUUCGGUCUCCAACCCGAUGUGCACUUCGAUCUUGCCCUUGAGCUUGCCAGGUGACGGCCAGCAAGCGCGGGGGCUUCGCGAGUGGCGCCAGGCUUCUCUCGGGGCUAUCCGAGAGCUCAAGCGGCGCUGGGCGGGCGUGGAUUCCCGUCUCAGGGCGAGCCAGCAGGCCCCUCUCCGGCGAGUGACGCGGAAGAGGGAUAUCGGGCUGUUGGCACUGCUGUCCCUUUUGGUGUCGUGGGGGGUGCUUGCUGAUGCCUCGGCAUCCAACGCUCGGGUGCGGGCGAGCUUGCGUCCAGGGCGGGACGAUGCAUUCCUGUUGGAGCAGAGCCUUCGUGAUGCCGAGAGCGGGUUCUGCUCCGAGCCACUCCGUUACCCACAGCUCCUUCGAGCAGUGGGUGGCCUUCCUUUUCGCCUGAUCCCGCGCUGCGUCAUUACCCAAAGCAGCGGCAAACAGCGCAUUAUCGACAAUGCCGACACUGGCGGCCAAUCAGAGCUGAGCUCAGAUCCGAACAAGCUCGUCUUGUGUUCCCCGUUGCGGCCGGCACAACAUGCGGCGGCCUUGCUCGCUUGUCUCGAUGAGCCGUCUCGCCAGCGGGCAGCUGCCGAGGAUGCGCUUGAAGGUGGGGGCGAGGACUGGCCCGAGGCCUACCGCCACUGCCCCAUGGAUGGUGCAUCAUCCAGGUGCUGCGUUGUGGUGUGGUGGCACCAGGACUGGGGUGAGCCAGCCUAUCAGCUCUACACUGGCUUGCUGUUUGGCCUCCCUUUGGCAGUUACAAGCUUCAACCGCUAUAGUCGGGCGGCCGAAGCGUUGGGCCGGCGCCUCCUUGCCAUUCUUGUUUCUAUGUACUUCGAUGACGCUCAUCUCACAGAUUGGGCUUCAUCCAAAGGCUCCGCGCAGUCUAGCUUUGCUGGCUUGAACACCUGUCUUGGCUCCCCCUUUGCACCCGCCAAGCGUCAGCCGAUGGCCUUGAGAGGAACCUUCCUGGGCCUCAACUUUGAUUUCGAGGGCUGUCUCCAGUCUGGUCUCGUGCGCUUCUUUGUUCGCGAUCGGCUGGUCUCGAAGGUGCAUGAUAUGUUGGAUCAGGCUAUUGCUUCCAGUUCCCUUUCCCCGGGCCUUGCAGCUAAGAUUUAUGGGACCUGCAACUUCCUUGAGCAAGGGAUGUAUGGGCGCGUGGGCGCCGGUGGGCUUCGCGCGAUUCGCGAACGCUCAGAUGAAGGUGGCCGGGAGCUGACCCCGCCAAUCCUUGCUUGCUUCUCUCUCAUCCGCGCGGUUUUGGCGGUGCGGCCAGAGCGGGAGUUCGAGGUGUUGCCUCGACCCGUCGCCCGUUUCUGCGCUGCGAGCGACGCAGCGGAGGACACUCCCGGGGCGGGAUCCGGUGGCUUCCACCUGGUGUGGCUUGAUGCCCCGGAGAUUCGAGAGAGCUUCAUAGCCAACAUCGGUCCCGAGGUCUAUGCUCAGUUCACUCCGGGAGAGCAUAAAAUUGCCCAACUCGAGUUGGCGAUGGUGUUGUACGCCCUUGCCGUUCGGGCCCCUUCCUUUCGUGGGCGGCGUGGCUACUGGUAUAUUGACAAUGUAGCCGCCUUGAUGUCCCUCAUCAGAGGCCGGUCGAGCUCUCCUGACCUCGAAUGCCUGGCGCAGUUGAUUCACAUUGCAAUGUUUGCACUGCGCACUUCUUUCUUCUUUGAGUACAUUCCGUCGAAGACGAACUGGGCUGAUGCAGUCAGUCGUGUCGGCUUUGCCGACCCCUGGCUCCACCAGCGUGGCUUCUCCUGCCACGUUGCUUCUUUUCCCUUUCAGCUCGUGGGUCUCCCCUUCCUCGCCGUGCUGCGGGUGUUCGAGUUUCUGUGA